UCAACCACAUUUGAACCUGUGGCAUCAACACUGGUAACAUUUGACCAAACAGCUAUAGGGACAUUAGGGUAUACCACACACAAUACACAAACAGUCACAGAUAAUUUAGGCACAUCUCCUUCAACAAUGGACAAUGAUGCUAAAACCACCACUGCUGCAUCCACUACAACUACACUAAAGGGGCAAUCCACAGCAUCAGUCACUUCUUCAACAAUGGCUGAACCUACAACCACUACAGAAACAACAGAGAUGACCACACCUUAUAAACCACAGAGCACAGCAACAAGAACUUCAUCUUCUCUGACAACUGCAUAUGUUGCAAUAACAACCACUUCUUCAUCAACCGCAUUUAAACCUUCAACUGAAACAUAUGACCAAACAACAGUUGCAGUCAUAUCCCCAAGAUCCACUGAAGUUACCAUUACUAGGGAAACAACACAGACUGCUACACCUAAUACACCCACAACCACAGCUCCAUUAAAUUUGUCUGCUCCAACAACAGAAAAUGUUGCCACGACAUCCAUUGCAGCAUCAACUACAUUAGAACCUGUAGAAACAACACCUGCAGUAUCUGACCAAACAACAGUUUUAGUCACUUCACCAACAACAGCAAAAGGUACUCAAACUUCAGGUACAUUAAGGAUUACAAUACCAAAUUCACGAACAACAACAGCUAAAUUAGACACAAUAGUUUCAACAACGGAAAAUGUUGCUAUGUCGUCCACUGCUGGAUCAACUACAUAUAGGCCUGUAGAACCAACAACGGAAAUGUUCGGCCAAUCAACACUUGAACUCAGUGCUAGAACAACAGCUGAAGAUACCUCAGCUACAGUCAAUGCAAAGAUUACUACACCAAAUUUACCAACAGACACAGCUAUGUUGGAGUCAUUCACAACAGUAACAGAAAGUGUUGCCACAUCAACCACUGCUGCAUCAACAACAUUUGAAACUGUGGAAACAACCCCUGCAUUGUUUGACCAAACAACAGUAGUAGUCACUUCUCCAACUACAGUAAAGGCUAAGAUACCAACAACCACAUCUAGAAUAGACACAUCCACUACAACUGAGGAAAAUAUUGCUACAUCAACAACUGCAUUAUCAUCCCCUAAUAAUCUUAAUAGCAGAUCUACAACAGCUUCACCUGCUGUAACAUCAAAAAAUGUUGCAACAAUCACUGCUGCAUCAACUACAAUCAAACCUGUAGAAAUAACAUCUACUGUUUUUGACCAAACAACAAAUGCUAGGUUAGAUCAAACAACAGUGUUAUUUACCUCACCAACAACAACUGAAGGUACUCUAACUACAAGGACAUCAACAACAAACAUCCCUUUUACACCAGGAACCGCAGCUAAAUUAGACACAUCCACUGCAACAAAAAACAAUGUCUCUACCUCAACUAUUGCUGCAUCCACUAUAUUUAAGGCUGUAGAAACAACAGCUGAAUUUUUUGGCCAAUCAACAAUUGUAGCUGAAAAUACAACAGCUGAAAAAACCUUAACCAAAGUAACAUCAGAAAACACCACAAUGUAUGCACCAAAGAGUGCAGCUUCAUCUGAUUUAUCUUCUUCAACAACAGAAAUUGGUGCCACAUCAAACUUUGAAGCAUCAACCACAUUCAGACCCCCCGAACAAACAACAACAUUAUUAGACCAAAAUACAGCUGUAGGCACUUCAACAACAACAGCGGAAGCUACCUCAAGUAAGGCAACAUCAGUGACAACCGCAGCCAAUGUACCAUCACCAGCAACAGAGAAUUUCGUGACACUGAGCACCCCUGCAUCAACAACAUAUAAACACACAAAAACAUCAACUGCAAUGUUUGACCAAAUAACAUCAGUGGUCACUUUCCCAGCAACAACUAAGGGUACCUUUGUCACAUUAGCAUCUCAAGGAAGCACAGCAGAACCAGCACCUGAAGCAACAAAAGCUACAUCCAGUUCCACAACUGAAACUCAACGUUUAACAAGCACUGUUGUGGCAACUUUGACAAAAGCUACACCAUCUACUGCAUCAACAACUCUGGUGACCGCCACCACCACAUCUAAAACAACAACUUCUACAACCGAAGUGAAUAAAACAAAAAAGAGAUUAACCUUCAGAUCUGAUGGAGAGACAUUCACAACUGCUUUGCAGAACCAAUCAUCACCAGCCUUUAAAGAGCGGGCUAACUUGAUCAAGUCUAAAGUAAGUUCAUUUUGUCUUAUUCAUAAAGAAAAAUAAAUCGCAAGUAAUUUCAAUAAACUAUCACAUUUUUUGUGUUAUUCAACUAUACGUCAAUUGCAUGGCAUGCUGAUUGGCCAUUUGACCAUUCUCAAAUUCAUACAUAAGUCACUGCUCGUGCAU
This is a messenger RNA of Oryzias latipes (Japanese medaka), 2343 nucleotides long. Lineage: Eukaryota; Metazoa; Chordata; Actinopteri; Beloniformes; Adrianichthyidae. The record is from RefSeq and is a predicted model, not a curated record.